CCGGGUCGGCCGCAGUCGCCAGACGCCCUCCACCGGCUCGCCACCGCAGCGCCCGCUGCCCUCUUCCCUGAGCAGCGCCAGCUGCCUCUUCCCUGAGCAGCGCCAGCUGCCCUCUUCCCUGCACAGGGAAAGCGACUGUGACGUCAGCAUGUGGCUGAUUGGAAGGCUCGUGCAAGUGGUGGUGGUGCUCGCGCUACUGAAUGGAGGGGCACUCGGCUGGGGCGGGCUCUUUAACCGCUUCAGCCCGGAGAUGCUGAGCAACCUGGGCUACGGCGGGCACGGCUACGGCGCCUACCGCUCCUCGCAGCCUUUACUACAGAGGUUUCACAAUCCGGUGGAGGUCUUCCAGGAGCUACAGGAAGAUGAGGAGCCCUGCUACGGGAAAAAAUGCACUUCCAACGAGCAUUGCUGCCCGGGAACAGUCUGCGUGGACGUAGAUGGAAUUGUAGGGUCCUGCCUAUUCGCGUACGGGCUGAAACAGGGGGAGCUGUGCCGGCGAGACAGCGACUGCGAGACGGGUUUGUUGUGUGCAGACUCCGCAGAUGGGCGCACUUGCCAGCCACCUCUCACCAACAGGAAGCAGUACAGUGAAGACUGUACUAUGAGCAGUGAAUGUGACAUCAGUAAAGGUCUGUGCUGCCAAUUGCAGAGACGUCACCGCCAGGCCCCUCGCAAGGUUUGUUCGUACUUCAAAGAUCCCCUCAUCUGCAUUGGUCCUGUUGCUGCCGACCAAGUGAAGGAAGACAUAGAGCACACUGCAGGGGAGAAACGUAUUACUGGGAAAGUGGCUUCAUUUAAUCAUAUUCGUCGCAAAUAAUUGGAAGACACAUGAUUACUUAAGGCCUAUAUAAAUCAUCUUGUGAUUAUGGCGUACACAAAGAAAGAAAAUAUUCAAAAAUUCUCUGGAUUUUGAAAAGCAUUACAUAGAAUGAAUGAGUGUCCUUGCAGUAGUUAAUCUCUGAAACUCCCCAUGUUCAUCGUAAACGUUCACAGGCUUAGAGUUUCAUUUUGCAUUGUUAUUAUGAGAGGAUUUUGAUAAAAUUGUUGUAGUAAAUAACAAGUUAAACAAAUUUCGCGGUAGUCUGUUUUCCUUAUCUCUGUAUCCUUAAGUGCAGUGGAUUUAUUCAAUAAAGAAGUCACUGAAAUGUUUUGAUAAGGAGAACAGUAUUAUACUGCUGCAUUGUCAUAGUACCUUUUAAAACUUUUUAGGAAUGAAGUUCUAUGAACGAAAAGCAUAUUAUAUUUCUACGAAAUUACAAAGCGAGAAUUCAUACUGAACAGAAAAAACUUGUUUUUAAAUAUUUGAUGAGAUAUUAAGCAUAGCAUGAUUGUGAAUCCCAUUUCAUUCACAACAUGGUGCAAGUGUAUGAGACAUUUCUCUGAUGAAAUUCACAUUCAGCGUUAAAGUAAAAGAUGGGCAUUCGAAGCAACCUAUGAAGCAUUAUAAUAUGUGACUAAAAAUUCCUGGAAAGUUACUUCGACAAAUCCUCUCAUAACUUAUAAAAUUAUGAGCUUCAUUUAACACAAAAAUGCUCUAAUGACUGCUGCAUAUAUGUUACCAAGUCUGUCCUAUACUCCCAGCAACCCCUGAAAAUUUAUGUAUCUAUGUUGAUGUUCCUGUAUGAAUAAAAUAUAUAAUAAAUCGAUGUUUAUAUUUAA
This is a messenger RNA of Schistocerca cancellata (South American locust), 1659 nucleotides long. Its product is annotated as ITG-like peptide. Bases 149 to 817 code for a protein of 222 amino acids. The record is from RefSeq and is a predicted model, not a curated record. The transcript is spliced from 6 exons. NCBI's taxonomy places the organism in Eukaryota, Metazoa, Arthropoda, Insecta, Orthoptera, Acrididae.